Molecule: messenger RNA, 650 nt
Organism: Mytilus californianus (California mussel)
Lineage: Eukaryota; Metazoa; Mollusca; Bivalvia; Mytilida; Mytilidae
Exons: 4
Coding region: 66-650 (194 amino acids)
Source: RefSeq, a predicted model, not a curated record
ACCCGAAGAUUCACGUUAAAAUAUUCAGUCGAAUAAAUGUUGAUACAAUCCUAGUUCUGAUUGAAAUGGAAGUAAAAGUUGUGCUUUGUUUGUGUAUUUUACUACAUUAUAGACCACUAGCAUCGUCUUACUCAGGAAAACUUUUGUAUUCAGUCUACACUGUAAUUAUGGAAUAUGAUAUUGACACACGCAAUGUGACGGUACUGGUAGAGGUGGGAAGUAGUUUUGUGCUUGCCAUGGACUAUAAUUACAAAAACAGAUUCAUUUAUUUUCCAAGAUACGAUACUGGUGACAUCGUUAGAUUUGCAUAUCCCUCAAAGAACAGAACAUUACAGACCGUUGUCCAGACUGAUCCAUAUCCAUUAGGAAUAGCUGUUGAUUCAACCAAUGAGCAUAUCUACUGGGUUGCUCCUGCUUAUACUAACGCACUUUCAAGAUGUAAUCUAGAUGGAAGCAAUUUGACUUUGUUAACUACUCUUAGUGUUCCAUAUGUGGUACGACUUGAUGUUAUAAACAGAUGGAUGUAUAUUGUUAAAGCGUAUAUCGGGGUAAUGAAGUUAAGAUUUGAUUUAGCUGACCAGCAGAUGAUCGUUAACAUUACUUCAUCAACAAUCAUCCAUUGCAUGGGUAUAGGUAUUUAUCUGUGCUAA